AACAGGAACUGACGUGUCUAAGACUAGGUGAGCAAAUUUUCCGGCCUUAAGGAAAUGACCAGCUUAAAACAUCGGAAAGUUUGAAGGUGGGAGCUGUUAAUCACUAAUCAUUUUGGUAAACUAAAGACCUCGUCACCUCUCUUUGCUUUGGUUUCGGUCACAGGGGAACCUGGAGCCUAUCCCAGGAAACAUCGGGCACAGGGCGGGGUACACCCUGGACAGGGUGCCAGUCCAUCGCACGGCACAAUCACAUACACAAUCACACACCCAUUCAUACACUACGGGCACGUUAGACUGGACUUGGACUGGGGAGGAAACCCCCGCAGCACGGGGAGAACAUGCAAACUCCCCGUGGGCCCUGGCGGGAAUCGAACCCCGGACCCUGGAGGUCUGAUCUUCAGUAGGAAUUUUUUUUUUUUUUGGACUAUCCUUGUUCAUGGCAAGGCGAAGUUACCAUGGACCAGAUAUCCAGUGGCAAUGGGUAUGAGAUGGACAGUUCAGCCACUUUCAUAGUGGUUCGGCCAAAGGGACCAGUGGGGAAGGACGAGGCUUUGCGCAUGGAAGUAGAUGCAUUGGAUAAAAUGCAACAUGACCAGAGACACAAAAUCCAAGACCAUGCAUCCCAUAUGAAAGCGCAGCCUAAUGCACAAGCAUCUUUAACGUCCCUCAGCCAGCUGGAGAAAGACCUCAUUAUCUUCCCUGACUCAGACCCCAAGAAGGAGUCAGAGGAGGACACCUUUUCAGACAUCAAUUUGGAGGCAUUGACAAAUAAGGAGUUGGAGAAGCUGCUUUUGGAUGAUAACUUUGGCAGGCCCCCAUCUCUGUUGCGGCGCAACCUCAGUGCAUCAAACACAGGUGGACAAGCUUUCAGUUCGCAUCCUUUACACUGGACAUCCUUGCUUUCCACUUCAAAAUCCACUAUGCCCACUCUGACGCACCUGCAGGGCCCAGUCUUUCCUUUUCAGUCUGUCCACCUUCCUGCCCAACAGAGCACUUUCAUCCCUUUUUUGUCAGUCCAGCCAGUCAGUCCUCAGGUCUUUCAUCAGCCAGUCAUCAGCCCAGAAAUGGCUCAGCUCUUUGACAAGAUUGCCAGCACUUCAGAAUACUUGAGGAAUGGCAGGUCUUCCAUCAUGGCUGAAAACUCUGUUAGCAUCAAGUCCCUGGAGCCUGUACUCCACCCUACUGAUUCCUCCAGCAUUAGCCGCUUUGACUGGCUGGACCUAGACCCUCUCAGUAAGCAUCGAGUGGAGGUAGAAGAGAUUCCUGGUGCAAUAUCUGGACCAGUAAUAGUGGACUCUGUGCCUGCAAGUGACCCCUGGGAUGCAGUGUUGCAGGAGGAGACCGAGGUCAAGAUGAACAACAGUUAUUUAGCACAGGGAAAAGAUAACUACACUGUAACUCCUCAACCCAGAAGGGCAUCUACAGGAAUGGCAGUUACCAAGAACCACAUUCCUGCACCCUCCUUCCUGCACAGCCAGAGUAAACAAGUCACUAAUGAAAGUGGGAAUGCACUUGGAAAGAGUGCCAUUUUACAAGAAAAUUGGGGCCAGAAUUUUGAAGUCUUAGCAUUCUGUGAAGAUAUUGCGAAACUAAAAGCAAAGUUUCCAUUUGAUGAUCAUUCUACCAAUCCUGGAUAUGUUUUGAGUCCAGUGAUCUCUCACAGGGAGGUAGGGGGAGACAAUAGUAGCAGUGUGAAAGUUUCCAUUGAAAUUUUGGACUCCCAGCAGCCUGUGACCUUCACCUGCGAUGUGAGUUCACCAGUGGAGCUACUGAUAAUGCAGGCACUCUGCUGGGCCCAUGAUGACUUGAGCCAGGUGGACAUCAGCAGCUAUGUCCUGAAGGUCUGUGGCCAGGAACAGGUCCUACAAAAUAAACACAGUCUGGGCAGCCACGAGUAUGUACAGAACUGCAGGAAAUGGGAGGCUGAGAUAAAGCUGCACCUCCUUACUCGCAACACCAUGAAGAGAGACCUUGCCCGAACGAAAGAAGAUGGUGCCUCACCUAUUGACUUGGAGAAAUACCUACGUGAUAUUGAGAUGCCUUUUAAGAAAACAGUCACAAGAGAGAGCUUUGCUGAACAUUUAGAGGAAUAUCACAGCCAAGUCAACAUCUGCCUUCAGAAUGAGAGCACACAGUACAAAGCAGUGGAUCAAGUAAUCCAUGUGGUUAAAACUCUGUGUUAUUUGCUGGAUGAGGUGGAAACACCAGCCAUAACUGAUGCUGUGCGAAAACUGAGGCAUUCUGUCAACCUUCCUAAAACCUGCUCACCAGAGGUUAAUGCCAGAUCAGCAUUUUCAACUAACGGUUAUACAAGUGCGGUGGAGGAGCACCUAAGGGCCCUUACAAAUGCAGUAUACGAUUUGGUUAAGCUCUACCUGUGCUCAUUCUGCCUGACCUUCCCUGUACGUACGGACGAAGAGCAUCCAGAAAAGCAGAGAGACAGCCAAGUGGCGUCCAGCAUCACUGAGCAUGUACACUUCAAGCUUUUUGCCAUUCAUGGCAUUUCCACUGCAUGGUUUAACAGUUAUGAAAAAUACUUCAUGAUGUGUGCUCUGAUGCACAAUGAUGGGAAUCUUUUGAAGCCUGUCAAAUCCAAGAAGGUUGGGAUAUACAGGAGCUUCUUCUAUCACAUCAAAUGGGAUGAACUGAUAAACUUUCCCAUCUCUGUCACCUUGUUACCUCUGGAGACCGUUUUGAGCCUCUCUCUCUAUGGAGUUCUCAACCAGAAUUCUACUAACUCUCCUGAUUCCAACAAACAGCACAAGGGGCCAGAACUGUUAGGCAAAGUCAUCAUGCCUCUCUUUGACUUCAGGCGGGUGUUUGCUAGAGGGACUAAGCUGCUGAGUAUGUGGACAUCUCCUCCAUUGUCCUUGCCUGGACCUGUGGGAAAGAGUAAGAACCUGGAAGAAAGAAUCAUACUGCAGAUAGAUUUACCCAAUCCGCAAGUGGACGUGCUAUACGUAAGUCCUCUGGAGGCGACUUUACCUGACCUUCAGUCUCUAGAAAUGCCUGAACCAGACAUCCGGAGGAGGAUUGAAAAGCUGUGUACACUGGCAUCUUCUUCCAGACUGACACAGGGAGACAUGCAGCUGCUUUGGGACCAGCGUUACUAUUGCCAAAGACAUGAGCACAGUCUUCCCAAGAUCUUAGCCAGUGCACCCAGCUGGGAUUGGAUUAGCAUUGCAGAGAUCCACAAACUCCUACACCACUGGCCCCCACUCUCUCCUGUGUGUGCCCUAGAAUUGCUAGAUUCAAAAUUUGCCGAUACAGAAGUUCGGGCCAUGGCUGUGAGCUGGAUUGAGAUCUGCAGUGAUGAUGAGCUAACUGACUACUUGCCUCAGCUUGUACAGGCUCUAAAGUUUGAAAGACAUCUAAAGAACUCCUUGGUUAUGUUCCUGUUGUCUCGAGCACAAGGAAAUGUCAACGUUGCACACCAGCUUUACUGGCUGCUGAGGGAUGCAAUACAGGAGCCUGUGUUUGGCCAGCGCUAUAGCCAUGUGCUUGGAGCACUGCUUUGCAUGUGUGGUGCUGGACUAAGAGUUGAAUUUGAGAAGCAGACACGCCUUGUGCAAUUGCUGGGAACUCUGGCAGAAAAAGUGCGCCAAUCCAGCAGCUCAAGUCGACAGGUGGUGCUCCAGGAGGGCCUAGAAGAAGUGCAGUUAUUUUUCCAGAGGGAAAACUGCAGACUUCCACUUAGUCCCAGUCUAGUGGCCAAGGAACUUAAUAUAAAGGUCUGCUCCUUUUUCAGCUCCAAUGCUGUGCCACUAAAGCUUGCACUGGUCAAUGCAGAUCAGCUGGGAGAAGAAAUUAAUGUCAUGUUUAAGGUAGGAGAGGACUUGAGGCAAGAUAUGCUGGCACUACAGAUGAUUCGAAUCAUGGAUCGGAUCUGGCUACAGGAAGGGCUGGACCUGCGCAUUGUCAACUUCAAAUGCAUCUCAACCGGAAAAGACAAAGGCAUGGUGGAAUUGGUCCCAUCCUCAGAGACGCUAAGGAAGAUUCAAGUGGAGUAUGGUGUCACAGGCUCCUUUAAGGACAAGCCUCUGGCUGAGUGGCUACGGAAGUACAACCCUGCUGAGGAUGAGUACGAGAAGGCCUCAGAAAACUUCAUCUAUUCUUGUGCGGGCUGCUGUGUGGCUACCUAUCUGCUUGGCAUCUGUGACCGCCACAAUGACAAUAUAAUGCUUCGCACCACGGGACACAUGUUUCACAUUGACUUCGGCAAAUUUCUUGGCCAUGCACAGAUGAUCGGGAGUUUCAGAAGGGACCGAGCACCAUUUGUCCUGACCUCUGAUAUGGCCUAUGUCAUCAAUGGGGGUGAGAGACCCACAAGCCGCUUCCAGCUCUUUGUUGACCUGUGCUCUCAGGCAUACAAUCUGAUCCGCAAACACUCCAGCCUCUUCCUUAACUUGCUGUCACUGAUGACGCAAUCAGGCUUACCUGAGCUGGCUGGAGCCCAGGACCUGAAAUAUGUGUAUGAUGCUCUGCAGCCUCAGAGUACAGAUACAGAAGCCACCAUUUUCUUUACGAGGUUGAUUGAGUCCAGUCUCGGCAGUGUAGCCACAAAGUUUAAUUUUUUUAUCCACAACCUAGCCCAGCUACGUUUCUCUGGCCUGCCAUCUAAUGAUGAGCCCAUCCUGUCCUUCUCUCCACGCACAUACACACUAAAACAGGAUGGUUGUAUCAGAGAUGCUUCCAUCUUCUCUUUCCAGAAACGAUACAACCCUGAUAAGCACUAUACAUAUGUAGUACGCAUAUUAAGGGAGUGCCAGAGUGAACCUCAAUUUGUCUUCCGUACCUUUGAUGAGUUCCAAGAGCUGCACAACAAGCUCACCAUAAUAUUUCCUCUAUGGAAGAUUCCAGGGUUCCCCAACAAGCUCGUACUGGGACGCAAACACAUCAAGGAUGUGGCAUCCAAGAGAAAGGUGGAGUUGACUAUGUAUGUACAUAGCCUCAUGAGGAGUUCAGCAGAGGUAGCCCAGUGCGAUCUUAUCUACACAUUCUUCCAUCCACUUGCUAGAGAUGACAAGACAGAGGGAUUGGACGGACUCCUCAAAAUACCAGAGGAGACACCAUUGAGUCCUGCUACAGGCCGUGUCGGGGGAGAGGUGAAGCUAUCAGUGUCUUACCGAAAUGGAACACUGUUCGUUAUGGUUAUGCACAUCAAAGACCUUGUGUCCGAUGAUGGAGCAGACCCCAAUCCAUAUGUUAAAAUGUACCUGCUUCCAGACCCCCACAAAACCUCAAAGCGCAAAACAAAGGUCUCCAGGAAAACCAGGAACCCCACUUAUAAUGAAAUGCUGGUGUACAGCGGCUACAGUAAGGAGACGCUGAAGCAAAGGGAGCUGCAACUGAAUGUGCUAAGUGCUGAGUAUUUGCGUGAGAACUGCUACUUAGGCGGUAUCACCCUCAGCCUCAAAGACUUUGACCUGAGUCAAGAAACAGUCAAAUGGUACAGGCUUAUAGCAGUCCCCUUCUAAACUUAUAGGACCAGAUGUUCUCAUACAAAUCUUAAGAGAAGACAAUGAUAUUUAAUAGAAAAACUGCACCUAAAAUAUCAUUUUAAAAUUCAACUCCAUACAGAGUUUCCAUGUUGUAGCCUAAAACCCUUUCUCAAGACACCUAUAAUUCAUUUGAAUUUGACUUUAAAAACUGAUAUUUUUUGUAAAUGUUGUCAUUAGAGGACCAAAAUGAUUAGAGUUUAUAUGUAUAUGGACAUGUAUUUUUUUAAGGGAUCAUUGUUGCACCCUACUUUACUAUAAAGAAAAGAAGAAAAAAACAGGAAGCAUUGAUAGCCUUUUUAAUGGGUUGAAAAUUUAUUUUGAGUUUCUGGACAGGCACAGGAAAAUCGUAAAUGUUAUUGAUCAUGUGCCAAAUGAACUGAAACGUCUUCCCAAAAUAUGGAAGUGGUUGUGGUUUUCUCCCAAAGGAAUAGCUUUUUCCUGUAUUCCAUUAUACAUUGAGGUAUUCUUUAUUGAUAUUGCUAUUCUAUUAAAUAAAAUACAUCAAUGUAAUGAUUAUUCCAUCUAUAGUACACAUUAUAGAAUGCUGAACUUUCAAGUACAUUAUUCUCUGUUAUUUAUUGUUAAUUGGCUGUCUUUAUUCUAAACAAAAUAGUGUGUACUGUAAUUUUUUCCCCCACAUAGCAAAUUAAAUGAAUUUAAAGAA
Ictalurus furcatus (blue catfish) is the source of this 6165-nucleotide messenger RNA. RefSeq names its product phosphatidylinositol-4-phosphate 3-kinase, catalytic subunit type 2 alpha (gene pik3c2a). Gene Ontology annotation, biological process: phosphatidylinositol 3-kinase/protein kinase B signal transduction; phosphatidylinositol-3-phosphate biosynthetic process; cell migration. Gene Ontology annotation, cellular component: cytoplasm; plasma membrane; phosphatidylinositol 3-kinase complex. The record is from RefSeq and is a predicted model, not a curated record. Gene Ontology annotation, molecular function: phosphatidylinositol binding; 1-phosphatidylinositol-4-phosphate 3-kinase activity; 1-phosphatidylinositol-3-kinase activity. The transcript has 34 exons. Bases 456 to 5477 code for a protein of 1673 amino acids. NCBI's taxonomy places the organism in Eukaryota, Metazoa, Chordata, Actinopteri, Siluriformes, Ictaluridae.